Colletotrichum navitas is the source of this 707-nucleotide messenger RNA. RefSeq lists its product as uncharacterized. Bases 94 to 606 code for a protein of 170 amino acids. The record is from RefSeq and is a predicted model, not a curated record. The transcript has a single exon. Lineage: Eukaryota; Fungi; Ascomycota; Sordariomycetes; Glomerellales; Glomerellaceae.
UCAAGAGUCCGGAUCUGAAAGCGCCAUCGAAAGUCUCGUGAAUUCCCAGAUCCAUCCUAACUGAGAUGCAAGGGUGAAGUCUCCGGGUCUGCCAUGGAAUGUCGGCUGUCAGGGUAUGCUCUCCUUAGAAUAUAUAUAUAUAUAUAUAUAUAUAUAUAUAUAUUUAUAAAAAAAGAAGAAAAAGAAAAGAAAUCAUCAUCACGCAAACGAAGAUCCCAAGGCUCUCAAUACAACACCGCACUUUGUCCCUACAACCUUCCUUUCUCAAAAAGUCCAAACAACUGGUGGAAAUGGGAUUACGGCUUCGACGGGUUGUUGAUGAAUGGUUGGAAUUACCGGUACAUGUGCAAAUUAGCCCCAAGACGGCUAUCGGUACCGGUGCUCGGUGACUCUACCGAUAGCCGUCGUGCAAUAUGCUGGCGGGGGAUGAAAUCCCGAGGUAAACAACGAACGUAUUGGAAUCCAUCUCCCUCCAUGAAUAAAGUUGUUGUGUGUCUCUCUCUAUCAUCAAACUUCGUGAGAUAUUCUGGGUUGGCGAAUUACGAUUUCAUCACUUGGGCAGCAAACAUACCUUUAUCUGUUUUCCCAGCAUGUAAGUCAUCCUAAGUGUCCUUGAGGAGAAGUCUCAAAUAAAUAGAUCCCCCUCCGUCGCGGGUCUUUUUGGGUUCUGUCCUUAUUGACAUAGUCGCCGAUGGAUGUCUGCCGUC